This is a messenger RNA of Arachis stenosperma, 1226 nucleotides long. RefSeq lists its product as uncharacterized. NCBI's taxonomy places the organism in Eukaryota, Viridiplantae, Streptophyta, Magnoliopsida, Fabales, Fabaceae. The transcript has 2 exons. The record is from RefSeq and is a predicted model, not a curated record. Bases 209 to 967 code for a protein of 252 amino acids.
GUCAACCGCGAGACGUCCCAGGAGGAGCAGAAAACACCGGGCCCCAACGACACCACUCCAAACGACGCGUUGCUGGAAAUAAUGAGAGAGGUGCUCGAGAACACAAAGGUUGGUAACACUUGUCUCACUAUCUGCUCUAACUGAAUCGGUUAAUCCAACCAUCUGACAGAUCUGUUACGAUUUUCUAUUGAAGAGCGCGCAACGCCGAAUGGACAGGGUCGAAGCGAAAUUGGUGACGAUUCGGUUGUUGGUGGGCGGUCUUAGAGAGCCUGUGACCCAGGGGCUACAGGAACAUGCGGAUCAAGUCAACGCAACGUCCGAUGGAAACCGGAUCGAGAAGCAGAGACAACCUGUUCCCGAAAGGGUACACAUGCACAACCCGAUGUCACGCACCUCCAUUACCAACCGUAGACAGUUGAUGCAUCCAGGAACGAUGAAGAAGAGACAUCAUCAAUCGUCGAUAAUAAGCGGCGGCGGAGACGUCGAAAUGUCUGUUUACGAUGAAGAAGACGAUCCGAAACGGGCCAUGUACCCAAAGAUGUGCAGGUCAAAUACGCUCGUCGACGAACAUAACUCGAAGGGUGGCUUGGCUACAAACUUCUUCAAUCGAUUCAAGGAAAAGGUAUACGGGGGUAACCGAGGGACUGUAUCCGCCGAACGCACGAACAAUGCAGCCAACCCGACAGGACGCAAUGGACUGCAGCCAACGCAAAACAGAAAAUGCAGUUUUCCCUUUAACACAAUGACGUCAUCCGACGAGAGCUCAUCGAAGCCUGAAAGCAGCCACGGACGGACAUCCGACACCUACAAGCAUAUUCCGCGACGACCCCCCUCAAACCUGACCAAGAAUGGAACAAACACCACCAACGCAUGGCCCAUCUCUCAGCACGCGAUGGACAUCUGUAGCUACGUCUACGACCAUGAUUCUGACCCAACGUGGGUAUUGUAUCCGAAUAUCAACCGCUGAAUAUGCCGUGCGGCGUCAUUUUUGCCGGAAGGCAGUUAAAAUUGCCCUCACAGUGUAACAUCUUCCAUUUAUUGACCGCAGGGAGAUCGUUGUACGCAUCGGGUCGCAACAUGCAACUCGUUCUGACAUGGGAUGCCUGUUAGACGGUCGGCAACCAACCCAGAAGGCACGUAGCAAUCGAUCGGACCUUUUUCGAAUAAAUGGAUUUAAUUCCGCUGACCCGGGUUGAUUACUUCCAUGUGAAGUCUGAAUUUUUUUU